AUGUUAGUUGAGAUGAAGCAGCAGAUUAUCACCUCGUUUUUAAUUCCUCCAGAUUUUCCAUUUUCAUAUACCAUCCCACUGUACCCACUGAAUCAAUCUUUCCCUUCCUCUCACUGUCUCUACCCUGGACUUUCUCUUUCUAUGUCUCCACCCCAGGCUUCCUCUUUCUUUCUCUGUCUCUGCCCGGGGCUUUCUCUAUCUCAGUUUUGUCUUUUUGUUAUUUCUGGGCUUUCUCCCAUUUUCCCUCCAUCCCGUGUCUUCUCCCACUUUUUCCCUGCUUUCUCUCUCUCUCUCUCUGCCUCUACUGAAGGCUUUCUCUUUCUCUUUUCUCUCCCUCCAUCCCUAGUUUUCUCCCCCUCUCUCUCUUUCCCUCCAUCGUGGGCUUUCUCCCACUUUCCCUCUAUCCCAAGGUUUCUCUCUCUCUCUCCUCCAUCACAGGUUUUCUCCACUACCUUGCAGUUUUUUUCUCUCUCUUUCCAUCCAUUAUCAGCUUCUUACCUCUGUCUCUUUCUUUCCACCCCCAGUCUUUUACUCUCUCUCUCUCUCUUUCCAACCCCUGGAAUCCCCCCCUCCCCAGCAGCAUCCUUUCCUCCUCCUCCUCUCCAACCCAUCUCUCUUCUCCCCGCUCUUUCUUCUCUCUUUCUCCAUGCUUUCUUCCCCACAUUCUCUCUCCUCUCUUCCCCACAUUCUCUCUCCUCUCUUCCCCACAUUCUCUCUCCUCUCUUCCCCACAUUCUCUCUCCUCUCUUCCCCACAUUCUCUCUCUCUCUUCCCCAUUCUCUCUCCUCUCUUCCCCACAUUCUCUCUCCUCUCUUCCCCACAUUCUCUCUCCUCUCUUCCCCACAUUCUCUCUCCUCUCUUCCCCACAUUCUCUCUCUUUCUUUCCCUUCAUUCUCGUUUCUCUUUCCGCCCAUUCUCUCUUCUCUUUCCCCCACCUCAAAAUGUUCUACUUGUAAUAUCCAAAUAUGAAACACUUGAUAUCUAUCCAUGUUGCAUCAUCAUUAUUAGACUUUUCCCUGUUGCAGGAGGAAGUCCUCCAAUGUCGGUGACAUCAGGUCUGUUUGGGUAA
Molecule: messenger RNA, 1068 nt
Organism: Acanthosepion pharaonis
Lineage: Eukaryota; Metazoa; Mollusca; Cephalopoda; Sepiida; Sepiidae
Source: the annotation of a GenBank genome assembly